Ictalurus punctatus (channel catfish) is the source of this 1658-nucleotide messenger RNA. Its product is annotated as P2Y purinoceptor 11-like. Gene Ontology annotation, molecular function: G protein-coupled ATP receptor activity; neurotransmitter receptor activity. The coding region runs from base 294 to 1268 and encodes 324 amino acids. Lineage: Eukaryota; Metazoa; Chordata; Actinopteri; Siluriformes; Ictaluridae. The record is from RefSeq and is a predicted model, not a curated record. Gene Ontology annotation, biological process: cellular response to ATP; calcium-mediated signaling; G protein-coupled receptor signaling pathway. Gene Ontology annotation, cellular component: plasma membrane. The transcript has a single exon.
ACGUUUGAAUGCAAAUAUAGGUCUGGAGGCAAGACUAGCUGCAAAUGACUGUUCUAUACUAUCCCUAAUUUAUUCUAAUACUGGUGCUUUGCAUUGCUAUUUUUAGGAGGCUCAAUAAAAUGGUAGGAAACGGGAGCUGUAACGAUAUGUUUCAAAAAGUCCUUAUUCUUGUGAUAUAUAAUAAUAUAAGACUAAUCUGCUGGUUUGGGACAAGUUACCUUUACCACCCCAAAGUUGAUUCAUUUCAUUUAUUUUGAAAUUAGUUUUGGGUUGUGACUUGAUAAACAACACAUAUGGGUCUGGAGGCAAGACUAGCUGAAAAUGACUGUCCUAUACUAUUCCUGAUUUAUUCUAAUACAGAUGCUUUGUAUUGCUUUUUUAGGAGGCUCGGUAAAAUGGUAGGAAACUGGAACAGGAGCUGUAACAGUACGUUUCAAAAAGAACUGUUACCUCCCAUCUACGGUGUGGAGAUGUGUGUGGCGCUGGUGGGGAACAUACUGGCGCUGUGGCUGCUUGUGACUAAGGAGAAGAACUGGCACAUGGGAGUGGUGUUCUCCUGCAACCUGGUCAUCAGUGACAUCUUUUACGCCCUCACUCUGCCCCUUCUUAUCGACUAUUAUUCAAGAGGUCGACAGUGGAUGUUUGGUGAUGCUGUCUGCAAAAUAGAGCGCUUUGUCUUCACCUGUAACCUCUACGUCAGCAUUUACUUCAUCAUGUGCAUCAGUGUUAAUAGAUACCUGGCCAUCGUUCAACCAAUCUUCAUGCGCAAACACAUUCGCCCAAAACACGCCAAGAUCAUCAGUGUGUUCGUCUGGAUCUUUGUGGCAAGCAUUUCAUCUCCACUUCUCUACUUUUCAGGUGUCUAUAGUGACAAAUGUUUCUUAUUUGCAAAUAUAAAUAAUAAAUCAAACCUAAAGUCUACCUACAGGGUGUUUAUGGUUGUUAUAGGCUGCUUUGUCCCAUCUGUAGUUACUUUUGCAUCCUAUUUUGGUGUAAUAAUGGCUGUUUAUAAAAAUGCAAAUAUCACCUCACUCCAGAAGAAAAAAGUGGCUCUGAUUAUUGGAUUAGUCUGUGUCUUGUACACUCUGUCUUUUGUCCCCUAUCACAUUUUACAGAUAGUGAAUUUUAAACUGAGAGAAGAAGGCAAGACUAAUUGUUAUGUGUGUAAUGGAUACCAAGUGUCAAUGGCAUUAGUUUGUCUGAACAUGUGCCUCAAUCCCAUCCUGUAUAUGGCUGUGUCUGACAGUAUCAGAGCAGUGUGCUGUUGAAGGAGCUCAAAUGUAUCAAACUUAUAAAUCACAGUUGGAGAACACUCGUCAAAGAACCGUGAAUUGAAAUCCAGAAACUGAGAUUGCAAACUAUUUUCUUUUCCUUCAAACAUUUGUGUUGAUUUGGAUGUCUGUUUGGGGUCAUUAUCAUAUUGAAAAAUUAAUCUAUGGCCAAAUUUUACCCUUCUGGAAGACGCAACCAUGUUUUGGGCUGAUAAUGUUUCUGUAGUUAAUAAAACUGAUAAUACACUCAACACUCACAUGUUGUUAAACAGCCCCAAAAGAUUAAUGAUGCGACUCCUUAUUUUAUUUUACAGUGGGUUUGGGGGAUUGUGCUUGUAUGCAGUUGCUAUUGUCACCAAACCUUUAUUUUGGUCUAAUCUAAACUGA